GUUAUGUGGAUUCUCUUUGCGAAAGAGGGGCCACUUCUGCAAUGGAUUUGGGGGUCCCUGGGCAGGCGUGUGGGUGGGGCAGAUUUUAGGAAGGGGAUGAGCUGCUGUGGGGGCGUCUCCCUUACUGCGGGAAAUGGAAAGUAUUACAGCUAUGGCUGGUGAGAGUGUCAGUGCCAGAGGCCAGGUCUUUGCCAGGUGGAGAGGACACCCUUAUGCCCUACCCCCAAGUUCCAGCACCUCUCCAAGAGCCCUUGGCCCCGGAAGCAGCAACAAAGUGACACUGGACUGGGGAGGAGGAAGCACAACUUUAUUUUCUGGCCCGAAGAUAAACCUGCCAGUAAUUUCAGCAAAUGAAACGUGGAACGCGUCAAGGCCAGAGGAUGGAAAAGGCUCCGGUUUUGAUAAAAGGAGGCCUGCUUGGCUUGGAAUCCUCUCUCCUGCUGGUUGGAAGAUGCAAAGAUGUUUCCAGAGAGGGGCUGAAGAAUUGAGGGGAAAGAAAUGAGCCCAGUAUGAGUCCCCUUUCAGGGCUGAGCGCGUAUAAAACCAAACAACUUGGAACAGCUCCAAGAGAGGGGAUUAAAGCAACAUGUUAUUCUGAGUGAUUGCUUAAUUUAUUGAGCUGCGGCUGGAUCUGUAAUGAAAUACAGCCCUUGUAACUGAUAACCUCCUGCUGCAAUUGACCUUCUACAAUUAAGGAAUAUUUUCCGAGUUUCUCUGGAACGGCUCUGAAUUUCUAGCCUCUGUGACAGGGUGCUUCUGAACAUUUGUUUUCCAGGCAAUUUUUUUUUUUCUUGAGUAUCAGACUGAUGUUAAUAAAUAAGCAGCAUUUUAUUGAGUGCUUUGUGGGAACCAGGAACUUUAUAUAUAUUAUAUCUAAUCCUGACACUAAUCCUGACAAUAUCCCGUGAAAUAACCCCUAUUAUUCCCUAUUUUAUGGAUGUGAAGCCACGAGACGUUCGGUCAUUUUCUAGAGUGGUGCUGUCCAAGACAGUAGCUGUUAUGGCUCCUUGUGGCUAUUGAUGUGUAAAUUAGUUAAAAUUAAAUAAAUUUUAAAGUUGA
Molecule: messenger RNA, 1059 nt
Organism: Macaca mulatta (Rhesus monkey)
Lineage: Eukaryota; Metazoa; Chordata; Mammalia; Primates; Cercopithecidae
Source: RefSeq, a predicted model, not a curated record